Actinia tenebrosa (Australian red waratah sea anemone) is the source of this 4265-nucleotide messenger RNA. RefSeq lists its product as uncharacterized. The record is from RefSeq and is a predicted model, not a curated record. Gene Ontology annotation, molecular function: calcium ion binding. NCBI's taxonomy places the organism in Eukaryota, Metazoa, Cnidaria, Anthozoa, Actiniaria, Actiniidae.
CCGGCCGUCACGGGUGUCGAGUGUGUGCCCUUUACAGGUUGUCAUAUACUAAUCAAUCUAGUGCAUCUUUAUCUCAUUCAAUCAGAAUCUAAUGUUUACAGGUCGAGGUUAAGCCAUGAUUCUACCUGUCUUUGUUAAAUGACCUCUUCUGAGCUCCUCCUUCAAAGAUGGAUUUUUAUAAAUGUGACAUGGACUUUUUUUUCAAAAUGGUGAUUAUAUGUUUGUGUUUAAAACGAUGAUAUGAAAGGAUAAUAGCCUUAAUUCUCAAUUGACUGGCUUAAUGGGUCGUGUUUUGACUCUGUGCCUUAUUUUGGCUACAGUGUCAUGUUCAAGUUCGACUAAUUUAGCCAAAUUAUCUUCGACAAUUCACAAAAUUGGUGAUGUUCUUAAAAGACUGAAAAACGAACCAACAACAACAAAAGAUGGCCAUGUUUUGAAGAAACCAAUUGGUGCAACCUUGGAUGACACACUGGAAGGUUCUGGUAAUAUUCCUGGAAAAUUAACCAAAGAAGAGAGGAAUGUUAAUAAUAAGAUUAAAAACAAAUUCUCUGGAAACAAGAAACUACAAUCUAGACAUAAGAAGGACCAUGGAAUACCACAAGCAAUGAAGCCUUUACAAGUGGUAGCAACUUCAGCUGUCAUUAGAAAUCGCUUAAAUAAACAGCCUCGAGUUUCCCCAAAACCUGUCAAAGCCAUACACGUUUGGGGGCAGACACCUUUCAAUACCGUCGUCAGUAAUAUUAUGAAAAUGAAUGAAAGAUUGAGAGAGGAACAGCAACAGAAAAGACUUAUUCAACAAUUUCAGGACAAUCGUUUGCAGGAAUUUAGUCCUGUUCAAACCCCAGAAAUUAAGACACCUCAGCUUCCGAUUUCUGACUUUCAAUUGCCAAUGAAAGAGCCAACCUUACAAGGAAAACUACCACAAGUCAUCCAAAUAAAUGAACAUGAAGGAGAUUCAAAGAAUGUUGAAACUCCAGUCGACGAGGGUGCUGAUGCACGUGGUGUUUUACAGAGACCUAUAAUUCUCGGGGAUCAAAUAAAUCACGAAGCUCCUCAAACAUUAGCACAACCUAAUGAGCCACAAGAAGAUUUCUAUAAUCACUAUGUUCAGCAGUACAACCCUCAUGAAAGGGAAGAGCAAGAACAGGCCCAAGAACGGGCACAAGAACAAGUGCCAGAAAUCCAAGAACAGGAACCAUUGCGAAAUCAUUACAGAAGACACCAUUUUCAUCAUCAUUCCACCGUGAAAACCAAACCCAAAUGUGAUCCCAAUCCCUGCUUGAAUGACGGGGUUUGUACAGCUUUUCUACAUGACUAUGAGUGCACUUGUCCAAUAGGAUUCAUGGGUAGACAUUGUGAAGAUAUCAAUCAGUGUCUACCCAAUCCUUGCAAGAACAAUGGUAACUGCUAUCCAACAAAGACAGGGUUCCAGUGUACCUGUGUUCAUGGCUACAAGGGUGAAAACUGUGAAGCCAUCAGCAAGUGUAUACCUAAUCCUUGUAAGAACAAUGGUGUAUGCCAGGAACCAAUAAGAUCCAGUCAAGACUAUCUGUGUAUAUGUAGCCCUGGUUACAAAGGAAGCAACUGUCAAGAGAAGGAUUACUGCGGCACUCACAACCCAUGUAGAAAUGGUGGAUCAUGUAUUAACGGCGAGUCUUCUCGUCUCUGUCGCUGUCGCGAUGGAUACACGGGACCAGAUUGUGGAGACAUUGAUGUUUGUCAUUCAAGUCCUUGUUCUAAUGGAGGAACAUGCAUCUCGAGUGGAGCAGGGAUGUUCAAGUGCCAGUGUUCAUACAUGUACAGCGGUUAUACAUGUGAAGAAAAGAGUUCUCGAUGUGCCGCACUUCCUUGUCAGAAUGGAGGAACCUGUAUUGAAUUAGACAACAACAAUGGUGGCUUCCGCUGUGAAUGUUCUUCGCAUUACAGUGGGGUGUUGUGCCAAAAUACCCGAAAUCCCUGCGAACAAAAUCCUUGUGGACACAAUGGAAGGUGUCUGGCGUCAGGUGACUCCUAUGUCUGCGUCUGCGAACCAGGAUUCAGCGGUACAACCUGUGAAGUUCAUCUUACCACCAUGUGUCAGGGCUGUGACAUGAAUGCUAAGUGUAUCGCUGGCAAGUGCGUAUGUUUGCCUGGCUUCAAUGGCAACGGCAAUGUAUGUGAAGUUCUAUACUCGCAUGGAUCCAACGAAACUCAGCAUGAGUCGGUCCCUUCCAAGUGUCACCCAAAUCCUUGCUACAAUGGCGGCAUCUGUAAAGAAACUGAGAAAAGUUUCACAUGUGAAUGUGUAGACAACUUCGUUGGACUCACGUGUCAGGAGACACUGCCUUGUAAUAGUCAACCAUGUCAACAUGGAGGGAUGUGCGUAGAUGAUAGGAAGUCUGGUACCUACACUUGCCAGUGUGAAAAAGGAUACAAAGGAAAAAAUUGUGAAGAGCCAACAGCCUGCGAGCCAAAUCCUUGUGAAAAUGGAGCAACAUGCACCCCAAGAGGAAACUCGUACGUGUGCAAAUGUACCAAACGUUUUCAAGGCCCAAAAUGCGAAGAGGAUAAGUGUUCUUUAUGUGAUGUACAUGCGCACUGUGAAGAUGGCAAGUGUGUUUGUGACAAUGGAUAUUCAGGCGAAGGAACAAAGGAUGAGUGUUUCAGAGAUGGAGCCUCAAAUCCCAGGUUUUGUUUACCAAAUCCAUGUAAAAAUGGCGGAUCUUGUCAAGAGUUACCCAAUGGACAUAGUUGCAUUUGUUACGAAGGAUUCUCUGGCGACAACUGUGAACUGGGUUUAGGUGCGGCUCCUCCUAAACCUAAACCAGACCCUUGUGCAUCAAACCCAUGCCAUCACGAUGGCACAUGUAUCAACGAAGGGAACACGUUUCGUUGUAAUUGCACUGCUGCAUACCAAGGAAAAACAUGCCAGGAAGAAGCUCCUCAUUUUUGUCACCCAAACCCGUGUCUUCAUGGAGGUACAUGCCAAGAAACCGGAAGUGGAUACACGUGUAAAUGCCCUGGUGCCUACAGAGGACAGAACUGUGAUGUUGACGAUUGUGACCAGUGUGAUAUACAUGCCAUCUGUAUACAUGGAGCUUGUCGGUGCCGCAUAGGAUACAAAGGAGACGGAUUACAGUGUGAAAAAAUUAAGCGAUGUCAUCAGUGUCACAAAUAUGCUUCAUGUGUCGCUAAUGAAUGUAUCUGUAACCCUGGAUAUACUGGUAAUGGACAGAUUUGCAGUGCCGAAACUUGCCAAGAUGGCUGCCCUUCUAAUUCACAUUGUAUGCGAGGCGUGUGCGUGUGUGGCAAAGGCUACUAUUUUGAUGGGAAACAUUGCUUAGUGCCACCAGCUACGGCUGAAAUUCCACCAUGCCCUGCUAAUUGCGAAGCGAACUGUUUGUCUUCUUGUCCUCAACACUGUUGCAAAGUUACGGUACAUCCAAUCACAGUACAAACAACGGAUACAUGUCCGCAGCACUGCAGUGCCACUUGCGCUCCAACAUGUCCUCCGAAAUGCUGCUCAAAACCAUACCUUCCAAGCGCAGCCCAAACGGUUGAGUGUCCAACAGAUUGCAAUUCAGAUCACUGCGCACCAUCAUGUCCUUCUCAAUGCUGCUCGCACAACACGUGCCCAAGUGUUUGCCAUGAAAAAUGUCAGCCUUUUUGUCCGAUCCGAUGUUGCUCCCCUGAUGAAAUACCUCCACCCAUUAACCCAACCGCUCUAGCCCCGCUUAUGGAUAUCGAUGAAGGAGGCACUGCUGCACCUGUUGUCACUUCCUGUCCUGCGCAGUGCAAAUCAGGUUGUCAAGCUUCCUGUCCAGCGCAAUGUUGUGAGAUGGAUACAACAUUGGGAAAUGCUGUAAGCCGUUCUUUACUUAAAACUAAGCCUAAAUCAGGAUCGAGUUCUAAACACACAACUGUAAAGAAAAAGACUUCGUCUGUAAAAGCAUCACAAUCAGUAGCUUCUGUCUCUGAGUUGUCCCCUGAGCGUAAGGAAAAACUUAUUCAUACUUUAUCGGCGCUUCUCAGCAGUCCACUUGGAAAAUGUCCUGAAGAAUGCGAAACCGAUUGCUCUUACUUGUGCCCUGCACCUUGUUGUAAAAUAAAAAGCAAGAAAAAGACAAUCAUUGAGAUAAAUACUAAUGAUGAAGGACAAAAAAAUGCUAAAAACAUGCCGGACCAACCCGAUUUUGAUCUAGAGUUAGAUAGGUAAAAGGUAAAUGUGGUGAUGAAAGCAAUAACUGUAAAUAUCUUAUAAAUCUAAUAAAAUAAUAUUUUAUAAA